AUGACUGAAGAAAUUUCACAGAAACCCGCUCCAUUUCGUCCUAUUGCUCCUUCCAUACCAAAGAUACUACCUUUAGCGACAUCGACUAAUAUUACUGAUUAUAAAAAACGAAAGUGGGAUGAAAUUCUAGAUGAUUCAAAAGGAAUCACCGAUCAGCGUCUACGUCGUAAAGAACAGAACCGAGCCGCUCAACGAGCAUUCAGAGAACGCAAAGAGCGGUACGUCAAGGAAUUAGAAGACAAGAUUCGAGAACUUUGUGCUGCUCAUGCCUUGGAAGUGGCACAACUUCGAAAGGAAAUACAAGACCUACGUAGUCAACUUGAGGACAAAAAAAAACCAGAACAAGAACGAAAAAGCUCAGCCGUUGCCUGUAUUCGAGACAAGGAUGGCGUGUCCUUUUGUGAAAGGCUAAAAGAGGAAGUCUGUUCGAACGCUUAUAACCAACUUCUGACAGAACCUCUGUUUGAUUCAGAGGGCUGUCUGAUCGAGACCGUGGCAGACCAUCCUGUGCCAAUUGUUACCACUUCGAUCACGAAAAAGAACGAAAUAUUCGAUCAGCUUGAGCAGUCUCUGUUUGAAUCGCUUGUCGAGGCAGAUAAGCCUCUGCUGGAGGAAUCGUGUAAUCUGAUCUCCUGCUCAGAGGUUUGGAAGAAGUUACAGGAUCAUCCAUUAUUUGAAAAGUUUAAUCUAGAGGAACUAUGCGAUUUGUUAAAGACAAAGGCCAUGUGUUCUCAGUCAGGUCCUGUCUUUUCGGAAUGCGAUAUCAAAGAUAUUUUAAAGAAGAUAGAGAGCAAAGUUCAGUAG
This is a messenger RNA of Rhizopus microsporus ATCC 52813, 804 nucleotides long. RefSeq lists its product as uncharacterized. The coding region runs from base 1 to 804 and encodes 267 amino acids. The transcript is spliced from 2 exons. Gene Ontology annotation, molecular function: DNA-binding transcription activator activity, RNA polymerase II-specific; transcription cis-regulatory region binding. The record is from RefSeq and is a predicted model, not a curated record. Lineage: Eukaryota; Fungi; Mucoromycota; Mucoromycetes; Mucorales; Rhizopodaceae. Gene Ontology annotation, cellular component: RNA polymerase II transcription regulator complex.